AUGCCCGUCGCGUGGGGCGGCGGCGCGACCCGCGAGCCGUCGAGCUGCGACGGCUCCGCCCUCGGCGACUUCGACCUGCCCUUCGACUCGACGCUGCCUUCGCCCCACGGCGACCGCUCCUCCGUCGGCUCGAUCUCUCGCGACCGCACGCCCCUCUCAACCCCGCAGCGGCCGCCGCCUGCGGGGGCGCCGCUGGCCACCGAGCCGGGCAGUGUUCCUCGCGCGGCCGCCACGGCCGAGGCCGGCAGCGGCAGCAUGCCCAUGAGCCGGCACGGGUCGCGGAUGCGCCUCUAUCACGAAGUCGUCAACGAGGCCGACACGCAGGAGACGGCCCUUCCCGAGGACUCGUUCGACGCGCCGCUCUCGCCGCUCUCGCCCCACGGCGAGCUGGCCGAGUCGCUGUUCUCGGGGUUUGGAGGCAUGGACUUUCGUCCAAGGACGCCGGACCCGGGUUCCAGUGGCUCGCAGGCGCCGUCUCCCGGAGUGGCAACGUCGCGGCCCCACGGGGCGGAGUGGCAAGGCCCCGGUGGGCCCGGUCCCGGUGGCAGCCCUGGUGGCGCUGGGGUCUGGGGACGGGAUGGAUGA
This is a messenger RNA of Emiliania huxleyi CCMP1516, 585 nucleotides long. RefSeq lists its product as hypothetical. Bases 1 to 585 code for a protein of 194 amino acids. The record is from RefSeq and is a predicted model, not a curated record. Lineage: Eukaryota; Haptophyta; Isochrysidales; Noelaerhabdaceae. The transcript has a single exon.